Messenger RNA from Sebastes umbrosus (honeycomb rockfish), 1568 nucleotides. RefSeq lists its product as uncharacterized. Gene Ontology annotation, molecular function: iron-sulfur cluster binding; iron ion binding. Gene Ontology annotation, cellular component: mitochondrion. Lineage: Eukaryota; Metazoa; Chordata; Actinopteri; Perciformes; Sebastidae. Gene Ontology annotation, biological process: iron-sulfur cluster assembly. The transcript is spliced from 8 exons. The record is from RefSeq and is a predicted model, not a curated record. Bases 92 to 883 code for a protein of 263 amino acids.
GGUCAGGAGGAGGGUCUCGAGCUCUCCACUCGUGACGAGGAGGAGGGUCUCGAGCUCUCCACCAGAGGUCCUCAUCUUCAAAACAAACAAAAUGGCGGCGAGCAUGAGAUGGGGUCUGCAGCAGAUGUUUCGGGGAAGAAAUAUUGCUCCUUUUAGGUUUCCAGUGAGGACCAGAAGCUCAUCAUACCUCUCCCAGUGCUCGACCCAGAUCUCCAGAAGAGUUCAGCCUCUGUUCAGGACAGGAUCCACACACUUCUCAAUAAGACACCUCUCCAUCCAGACUCAAGACACUCCAAACCCCAGAAGCUUGAAGUUCCUUCCUGGUAAAGCUGUCCUAGGAAGUGGGACGCUUGACUUUCCCUCUCCGAACUCAGCUGGAUCUUCAUCUUUAGCCAGGGACCUGUUUGAAAUCGAAGGAGUGAAAAGUGUGUUCUUUGGCCCUGACUUCAUCACAGUCACUAAAGCAGAUGAGGAUGUGGAAUGGACAGACAUUAAGCGCCAUGCUUUGGAGGCCAUUGCUAAGUUCUUUGAGAGUGGUGACCUGAUAACAACAGGGGAAGUGCACAAAGAAAGCAGUCUUUCUGAAGAUGAUGAUGAAAUUGUAUCUAUGAUAAAGGAGCUUCUGGACACCAGAAUCAGACCUACAGUGCAGGAGGAUGGAGGCGACGUCAUCUAUAAGGGGUUUGAGGACGGCACAGUCAAGCUGAAGCUGGUUGGUUCCUGCACAGGCUGUCCCAGUUCUACAGUUACCUUGAAGAACGGCAUUCAGAACAUGAUGCAGUUUUAUAUCCCAGAAGUAAACAACGUGGAACAGGUGGAAGAUGAAGUGGAUGAAAUCAAUGCAAAGGUUUUCUCUGAGCUGGAACGCAAAUUACAAGAAUAAGAAUGUCCUGUACCUACACACUCAUGGAUUGUUGGACACGUUGGAAGACAAAUAUAUUCCACUGUGUAAAAACACAGCCACGCAUAAUUUCCACUAGUAGAAUAAUUAUCAUUCUACAUCAUAAGAAUGAAAAGAGAAAAUUAUUACCUGCUAUUUUGUGUGCAUAUUAUAUUCUAUUAAGAUUUCACGCUGCAAUGUAUGUGUACAUACUGUAUGCCCCUGUUACCAAGAAAAGGAGAUACAGGAAUAUAUACCUGUAUACAGAAAAUACUGUCAUUCUUUUAACCAGUCAAGAUGUUCUGCUGUGAAGACUGUAAAUGUUGUGAUGUAUUUAUUUCUUAUAAAUAUUUUAUAUUUUGAAAGAAUAUUUUCAUAGGUUGGAGAUAUUGUGGAAGUUAUGGUUAGUUGAGCGGUUAUGGUCAUGCAGAAUGAAGAUUUGAUUAGAUAUUUCCGUUGUUGCCGCCAUAUACCAACUGAAACCUCAGUGAACCAUUUUUGCUUGUUAAUGCAUCAUCUAUAAAUGAAAUAAAAUGUUAUUUAGGCUACAAUUAUUCAUAAAGCAGAAGAAGGAUUGCUGUGUUACUAACUACAGUCUAAGACUUGUAUGCUAUAUUUGUGCUUUGUGCUCCAUUCUUUGGAUUUACUGUAUCACCGUAUCAAACAAAGUUCCCAGUUUGAAAGCAAA